AAUGGAAGGGACCCCAUGAGAAAAGCAAAAUCACCCUCAGAAUGAAAACAUUCAAGGAAGACCCUCAAAGAAAGAGCAGCACCUCAUCAUUGAACCCCAUCCAAAAGAAAAUAAAAGAACCGCUUAAGAAGGAACCAAGAAGCCAAAAGCUACCAGAAGACAAAGCCGAACAGUUCACCUACCAGUCCGUCCCAGAAAGACUCUUCUCCAGGGACCGAGCGUAUGAAGUAAUAAAACGCAUUGUCGACGAAAGACUGGAGGCGGUUGAGUACAGCUGCGCAUGCGCGGUUAUCACUAAAGAUCUCUCCGACUGUAUUAAAGCGGCAGUAAAGAAGUUAAUGUAUGAUCGAUAUAAACUGGUUUGUUAUGUGACCAUCGGGCAACUGAAGGAUUCGAUGGUGAACUGCGGCAGUAGAGCCAUCUGGUGUCCCACUUCAGACACUUUUACUGAAUAUAUUUAUAAAAACAGAUCUUUAUUUGCUGUCUGCAUCUUGUUUGCGGUGUAUAAAGAGUAGGCUAAGCGUUUAAUGAAGCAGACUAGCUAGUUCGUGUCUGGAAAGAAUAUUGAUAGCAAUGAAAAUGUAUAGCAUAUUCAAUAAAUUAAAUAACAUUUAAAUAUGGCUACUGUGUG
This is a messenger RNA of Danio aesculapii, 631 nucleotides long. Its product is annotated as dynein light chain Tctex-type 5. Gene Ontology annotation, molecular function: dynein intermediate chain binding. Gene Ontology annotation, cellular component: cytoplasm; cytoplasmic dynein complex. The coding region runs from base 42 to 515 and encodes 157 amino acids. NCBI's taxonomy places the organism in Eukaryota, Metazoa, Chordata, Actinopteri, Cypriniformes, Danionidae. Gene Ontology annotation, biological process: microtubule-based movement. The record is from RefSeq and is a predicted model, not a curated record. The transcript has a single exon.